AUGGGCGGCCAAGAUCUACUGCCUCGCUCUGAGUACGAGGAUAAGCCCUCGUCAGCGUCAGCCCCAAAUUCGCGACUCAACAGGGACAAGAUCAAAUGUCUCGACGGUCUGCGAGGUAUCGCCUGUCUCCUCGUGUUCAACUAUCAUUUUUUCUGGCCAUGGACGCCUGUUAUUAUGCUCGGUUAUGGCGCGUUUCCUCCACGUGCGCCCGAGCCGUACUGGGGCUGGCAAUCGCUCCCCAUCAUCUGUCUUUUGCAUCGUGGACGUGCUAUGGUCGCUAUUUUCUUCGCCAUCUCCGGAUAUGUUAUUUGUCGCCAUAUUCUACGCCUCAUUCAUGAGCGCAAGAUUGACUCUGCCUAUCAGAAGCUUGCAUCUUCAGUCUUCAGACGUAUCUUUCGCCUCUACAUUCCCCCCACUAUCAGCAUGUUCCUGGUGGCUGUGCUAGCGCAGAUUGGUGUCUUCAAGUCUGAGUUCUCCAUUUACAAGGGCCCCGACUCGCACUACAUCAAUGCGACCAUCACUCACGCCGAUUUGGCUGAGAGCAACAUCUGUGUUAAUGGCACCGCUGUGAAGGGCGCAGCAGGCAUUGCGAACUAUCUUGGUAUUGAAACUACCGCAUACCUCCGCAACACUACCGGCUACCCGCUGGGGAACACCACUGAAUGGACCGACCAGCUGCUUUGUGUUAACCACACGACACGAUCUUAUGGACCAUCCCAGCUCUACACGUUGGAAUCUGAGUAUGAGGCUCAAUUCCCUGCAAAUGACACCAACAUCACCGUCAUCAUCAAGCCAACAAAGCACAUGUCCACCAUGGAACGACUGGCAUCACUCAGUUAUUAUGACGACGAAGACCUGGACUUGUCUCUCAAUGCCACCAAUGCUACAAACCCUCUCAACCUUACGUGGGUUCAGAUGGGCGGAUCAUGGGAAGAGCACCCAUUCAUUCAUCCCAACUUGACAUACGCCAUGAAGAAUUUCACUCGAUCUUACGCUGAAUGGGCCAAUCCAUUCAACUUUGGCCACUACCAUACACGUUACGAUCCUCACACUUUCACGAUCCCAAUGGAAUUCCGUGGUUCCAUGCUCAUCUACAUCUUCCUUCUCGGAACAGCCUUCAUGAAGGCCAAGUGGCGAGCGAGGAUCGGCAGUUUCCUCUCUGUGUACAGUUUGAUCAUUGGACGAUGGGACAUGGCCACGUUCAUGGGCGGCAUGCUGCUUUCGGAGCAUGAUAUUCGACGAUCAUCCGAUCUGCCACCUUCAGCUGCUGGAGCCAAAGGACGUGGAAGAGACUUCCAACGAACGACCAGGGGAACCGUGUUGAGAUGGGCCGGUAUCAUCUUAGCGCUCUACUUCCUUUCAUACCCCGACGCCGGCGCCGAAUACACUCCCGGCUUUGCAUAUCUUUCAACCUGGGUGCCACGGUACUACAUCCCACUUUCCGGCUGGAUGUUUUACCAGGCGAUGGGUGCGGUUCUUCUCGUUGCUUGCAUCUUGCGCAGUCCGGCACUUGUUCGCCUGCUCGAGAGUCGCUUCCCGCAGUACUUGGGCAAGGUUAGUUUCUCACUGUAUCUUGUGCAUGGGCCUGUGCUACACAGUCUCGGGUUCUGGAUAAUGCCCCGGUUAUUUGAUAGCUUUGGAAAGAUGGGCGGUUAUGCGGUCGGCUGGGUUAUUCUCAUGGCUGUCACGUUUUAUCUGACAAACCUAUGGAACAACAGGGUCGAUGUUUGGAGUGUAACAGUUGGAAGGAGGGUUGAGAAGAUGCUUGCAGAGGACUAA
Molecule: messenger RNA, 1779 nt
Organism: Fusarium venenatum
Lineage: Eukaryota; Fungi; Ascomycota; Sordariomycetes; Hypocreales; Nectriaceae
Product: acyltransferase 3
Biological process (GO): polysaccharide biosynthetic process
Cellular component (GO): membrane
Molecular function (GO): acyltransferase activity, transferring groups other than amino-acyl groups
Source: RefSeq, a predicted model, not a curated record